AUGCCUUCCUGGAAGAUAGCAGGGCGCCCACUUUCACUCUGCACCAGAACAUUUGCCACAUACUCCGGACUUUCCUCAACUGGCCAAACCUACAUUGAAAAGAUCGUGCAAAAGUAUGCUGUCGAUUUGGCCCCAGGAAAGCUGGUCAAGGCAGGAGAUUAUGUUAUGAUCAAACCGCAAAAUGUGAUGACUCACGACAACACUGGGCCUGUUAUAUCCAAAUUCAAAUCCAUAGGCGCUAGCCGUGUUCACGAUCCUCAUCAACUUGUCUUCACACUCGAUCAUGAUGUGCAGAACAAGUCACCAAAGAACUUGGCCAAAUAUUCUUCCAUAGAGGCAUUUGCUAGAAAGCACAAUAUAGACUUUUAUCCUGCUGGACGGGGAAUCGGACACCAAAUACUCGUUGAAGAAGGAUAUGCAUUUCCUCAUUGCCUUACUGUCGCCAGUGACAGCCAUAGCAACAUGUAUGGAGCCGUUGGCUGCGUGGGCACUCCCAUCGUAAGGACAGAUGCGGCAGCUUUGUGGGCGACUGGAAAGACAUGGUGGCAGAUUCCUCGGAUGGUCAAGGUCGAACUCAGGGGCCGUUUGCAUCCUGGGGUAUCCGGGAAAGAUGUUAUAGUCGCCCUUUGCGGUUCCUUCAACAAGGACGAGGCCCUGAAUGCUGCUAUCGAGUUCGUGGGUGAAGGAGUGGCUGCUCUCAGCGUGGACGAGCGGCUGACAAUAGCGAAUAUGACGACUGAAUGGGGUGCCUUAGCCGGAGUCUUUCCUGUAGAUGGUACCCUGAUUGCUUGGUAUGAGAACCUUAUCUCUAAAGUCGAAAACAGCACCUUCCCUUCCUCGACACCGUGGGCCAUUCCUGCUCCCCCCGAACACCCACGCCUUAACCGGAGACGACUGGAAGCUAUAAAAGCAAACAAAAUUGUGUCUGACUCCGAUGCUGGGUACUCUGCGCAUCUGACAUUUGACCUGAGCACCCUGAUCCCGCACGUGUCUGGCCCGAACAGUGUCAAAAUAUCAACCCCACUUCCUGUCCUGGAAGCGAAGAAGAUCGAAAUCCAGAAGGCAUACAUCGUUAGCUGCACCAACGCACGAGCUUCUGAUCUUGCAGCAGCUGCUGCAGUCGUUCGAGGCAAGCGCGUAGCAUCUGGUGUCGAGUUCUACGUUGCCGCCGCAAGCUCCGUUGUUCAGCAGGAAUCAGAGAACUCCGGAGACUGGCAAGCUCUGGUAGCAGCUGGUGCGAAGGUCUUACCAGCAGGAUGUGGGCCUUGCAUUGGAUUAGGCACCGGCCUCUUGGAAGAGGGGGAAACUGGGAUCAGUGCAACGAAUCGCAAUUACAAGGGUCGCAUGGGGAGUCCCAAGGCGCAAGCCUACCUUGCCAGCCCCGCCGUUGUGGCAGCUAGCGCCAUCAACGGCUACAUCUCUGGACCAGCCGAAUCACAGUCGUCCGCAGCUAAUCCUCCUUCGUAUUCUCACUCUUCCGUUUCCUCUCCCGCUCCCGAUGAUACCUCCGUGGAGCCCUUAGUCGACUCUUUCCCCCGGGUUUUUGAGGGUCCUCUCUUAUUCGCCCCCCAGGACAAUCUCAACACUGACGCUAUAUAUCCAGGCAAGUAUACAUACCAAGAUGACAUCACCCUCGAGCGUCAAGCAGAGGUUGUCAUGGAAAAUUACGAUACCACAUUUGCCGGAACCGUCGCUUCCAUUGUGCCUUCGCUCAACCCUACCUCUCCAGACGGCAAACCAGGUGUUGUCCUUGUAUCUGGAUAUAAUUUCGGUACAGGGUCGUCGCGCGAGCAGGCGGCGACAGCCCUAAAAUCAGCCGGUGUCAAUCUCGUCAUUGCAGGAUCUUUCGGUGACAUUUUCAAACGAAACGCUAUCAAUAACGGGCUGAUAUGCCUAGAGUGCCCCGAGCUUGUCGUAGACCUUACGAAACAAUUCGCCCAAGGAGGCACGCGAGGUGCAGGUGGUAUCAACGGUGAGCUUACUGUCCAACCAGGCUGGUAUGUCAAAGUAGGGAUGGACAAUGGAAGCGUGCAAGUUAGCAUACCCAAGGACGGAACGGAACGGAAGUACAGAGUGAAAGCCAUAGGAAGCAGUGUUCAAGAAUUGUGGUUAUGUGGCGGAUUAGAGGGCUUUGUUCUCAAGUCGAUCCAGCGACAGUAUUUGGUGUAG
Messenger RNA from Cantharellus anzutake, 2169 nucleotides. RefSeq lists its product as uncharacterized. Bases 1 to 2169 code for a protein of 722 amino acids. Gene Ontology annotation, molecular function: homoaconitate hydratase activity; 4 iron, 4 sulfur cluster binding. The transcript is spliced from 2 exons. NCBI's taxonomy places the organism in Eukaryota, Fungi, Basidiomycota, Agaricomycetes, Cantharellales, Hydnaceae. Gene Ontology annotation, biological process: L-lysine biosynthetic process. The record is from RefSeq and is a predicted model, not a curated record.